This is a messenger RNA of Medioppia subpectinata, 276 nucleotides long. Lineage: Eukaryota; Metazoa; Arthropoda; Arachnida; Sarcoptiformes; Oppiidae. The record is from the annotation of a GenBank genome assembly.
GUGAUAAUGGAGUACUCAUAUAUCCGGGACAUCCAGAAACAGCGCCGAAACACAACCAAACAAUACUGAAAGUGAAGAACAUCUCGUAUACGUGUGUUUUUAAUACACUAGACGUUGCUAUCACUUCAGUACCGUUAGGUCUGACCAGUGAUGGCCUUCCGGUCGGCGUUCAGAUCAUUGCCAAACCCUUUAACGAUAGGCUGACCAUCGCUUUGGCCGAAGAGUUGGAGAGAGGGUUGAGUGGAUGGACAGCACCGGCACCUUCUACAUUAAAUU